This is a messenger RNA of Perkinsus marinus ATCC 50983, 1899 nucleotides long. RefSeq lists its product as hypothetical. NCBI's taxonomy places the organism in Eukaryota, Perkinsozoa, Perkinsida, Perkinsidae. The transcript has a single exon. The coding region runs from base 1 to 1899 and encodes 632 amino acids. The record is from RefSeq and is a predicted model, not a curated record.
AUGCCCUGUCUCGGAGCAGCGAUUGAUCUUCAUCCCUCCCUUCCCCCAGAUGAGGGAAUUAAAGUGGUCCAUACUCUACUCGAGGCCUCGGCUAACGCCCGCUCUGUUAAGGAGGGCGUUGCUCUCUGUGCUAAACUCGUCGAACAGUUGAGCGACAACAACAUUUGUCCGGAGAUCCGAAAACUGUUCAUAAACUCUCCAGAACUACGACUUGCUAUUCUGAGUGUAGACGGUGGUGGCCGACUCGCUAAGUUAGUUCUCACCGGCUCCCUACCUGCCGGGCUAUUGUCAUCGUCCCUGGAAGGCGUAUCUCGCCUUCCUACUGCCACUCACUGGCAGCUGGCUCUGGCCAUGUCCCCACAGCUAGAUAGGAGCGUAGCUGUGUGUCUGCUCGCAUGGCUGUUCUUCAAUGUCUACGAGUGUGGUGGCCAUAUUGAGGCCCUUCUGGCUCCUACUGGUAGUUUCAACAGAUCGGAGAUGGAUUUCAAUGUCGCUCUGUUAUUGGCGAGCCUGCAUGCAUCAGUCGAUCAAUCGCCACAGGGAGCCUGUCUUAUUGAGCUAUUGUCAAGCACGAGCUUCUCGUGGGAGGCCGAGGAAUGCACUUUACACAGCACUGAAGUGAUCAUUGACACUAUUGUGUUUUUGGCCGCUGACGUUGACGGCGUUGAUGCUCUGACCUGUCGUAGACUGAUGGACGUGAUGAUUGAAUUGAUAAGCCGCAAGCCUGAGCUCGAACGUGAUCGUCGUAUAGUUGAAGUCGCCUCUCGGUGUUUACAUCGAGGAGCAUGCUCAAUUGAGCAGGAAUCAGAACAACUCAUACACGCAAUGAGGAAGCUGAUAGCAACAGUACCGGGGGUGAGCCUUGGCUUGAGUGCCAAUUGUCCGGCUAUUAUCAAGGCUCUAUCCUCUACAGCUCUUUCAUCUGCUACGUUCACGAACGCUUCAAUCUGCGAUGGUCUGCUCCAUCUACUUAGCCAUUGCCUUAUGAACGGCUCGACCGACGCGACACAGAGCCGUAUAGUGGUAUCAAUGUUGAGGUCGUGUGUUCAUGACAUUGCCAGACGCCUUUGCUCGAGUGGUAACGAGGUGCUCAGCCCUGUGAUCCCUGUACUGCUCAAGGUGUGCACCCAAGCCUCCUUCCAUCAUUGUGCUGAUCCUGAUCCAUACGUCAUAGCUCUUGCUGAGAUGUCUGAAUCACGAGUUCACGGCACCGCCUAUUUGUUGUCGAUUUCUGCUCUCCCUUCAUCGUCCUCUACUCUGCCUGUGGUACCCCCUAUUGAGGAUACAGAGCGAGCUCAAUGGUUCAUCCAAUGGGCUCAGCUCCUCCUGGUUGGAUUCAAUUCGGGAAGUCGAAUCGAUGCUGGACUCAUUCAAGCCUCACUCGUCCCCGCUUGUGAGACGGUCGCUAUGAACUCAGAGAAAGACCCUUGCCCAGCUCACGUCGUCGUUAGUGCUGUUACGCUCUGGGUGACCCUUCGCGCUCUCUCUGAGGAGGCUCGAGAUUCCCUCGUUCAAGAAGCCGCUUUAAACGUCAUCGUCUCCAAAAGCGACUGUUCACGAAUUCCUUUUUUGGUGUUGAUCCUGUCAAUCGUUGUGGACCCACCCCUAUGGUUGGGUCUUCCUCCAUUUGUACACAAAUUAGUUCAACCGUUGAUCAACGAGGUAACUGCGGCCCGUCAUACUGCACCGUUGGCUAGGCGUAUCCUUCGGGAAGUGGUUGAACUCGAGCUCCUCCCUCUGGGCGCCGUCCCUGUCGUCAUGAGGCUUCUUGGGAAGUCCAUUGACGAAACAGAAGCCCCUCGAGCACCCUGUCAAAGUUGGGCAGAUGAUUGGGUAUCAACUACCUGCAUUGUAUUGGCUGAUAAGCUUUCUUUGGCUCUCGUUGAGGGCAGUUCUUAG